AUGCACCGUAUUAACUCGUGGGCGAAAGCUCACGCAACGGCUCGUGUUCCCUCCAACCCAGGUUCCUCCAAAAGGGCGAGUCAGAUCCCCGAGAAAACCUCUUGUCAAGAUGGACAAGUGAAUCCGUCCACCCCGGGCGCGCCCAUAGCUCCCGAUGAGUCCAACAAUACCCCCAAACCAGGCCUGGGCCUGCGCAUGCGCAACGGCUGCAUCCGGUUCGGCAAUCAUACCAAGGACGCCCUCUUCCACAGCUGGGUCAAUGUCCUGCUGAUAUUUGUGCCUGUGGGUAUCGCGGUCAAGGCGGCCGGCCUGAACUCCGGCGUCGUCUUCGCGAUGAACGCAGUGGCCAUUAUUCCGUUGGCUGGUCUGCUGAGCCACGCGACCGAGAGCGUCGCCAGUCGUCUGGGUGACACCAUUGGUGCGCUCAUCAACGUCACCUUCGGCAACGCCGUGGAAUUGAUCAUUUUCAUUAUUGCACUGGUCAAGAACGAAAUCCGGAUCGUUCAGGCGUCACUACUAGGCUCUAUUUUGGCCAACCUGCUCCUGAUUCUGGGCAUGGCUUUUCUGCUGGGAGGUCUCCGCUUCCAGGAGCAGAUCUACAACAGCACCGUCACCCAGAUGAGCGCCUGUCUUCUGAGUUUGAGUGUGUGCAGUCUGCUACUCCCGACUGCUUUCCACGCAUCCUGGUCGAACAGCAACGAGGCCGACACCGAGACACUCAAGGUCAGCCGCGGGACCAGCGUGGUUCUUCUGCUGAUGUACGUCCUGUACAUCUUGUUCCAGCUUAAGUCGCACUCGUACCUGUACGCGAGUAUACCUCAGCAGAUCAUCGACGAGGAGUCGCACCCCGGUGUGCUGGCGGAAUUCUUGAACAGCUCUUCCGAUUCGUCGACGAGCUCUAGUGAUGAAUCUGUCGAUACCACCACUUCGUGGACGACGGCCAAACGAAUCAAGCGGGCAAUGAAAUACCGCAAACAUCGCAAAUCAAGCACGAGCUCCGACCAGUCAAACCAAAGAAAAACGAUGGGCGACCGAACAUUGUCGACUGAAAACCAAAGCUCCUCUGUUGGUAACUCCAUCGCCGAUCCCAAAGAUGAUAACCAAUCUUUUGCAAUUGAUUUCGCCGAUGAUGGACCUUAUGAUGCCGAUGAAGACGGUCGCAAGGGCUCUGAGGUCCGCGCGCGUGACUUUGGACAGGCGCUGAGUCGCAUUGCAAGCUCCAAAGCCGACGAGAAGACCAAGAAGCGUGAGAGGAAGAAGCGCCGGGCUGAGCGGCGACAUGCAGAGAAACAGGCAGCGAGGCAGGCCAAGGCUGCGACUGCUCAGGUUGAAACUGAGUGUCGUGGCAUGACGGGAUCCGCCACGGCUCCCAAUUUAACUCAAGUCCAGACUGAGCUCGACAUGGAGAAUGGUGCUGCGGGCAUGCCCAAGAGAAAAUCCCCCUUCGGACCUAUUCCAUCGCUGUUGUCCAACACCGUCUUCAGCUCUCAGUCGCCGGGGAAUUCUCCUCACAUUGGGACCGGCACAACGCGCCCGUCCCUGGCCCGGAGUAACUCAUUGCCUGCCCAUAUGAGCCCACGGCCUCCACCAGCUGGCAAUCCCGUUCAGUUUGCCCGUGGUGCUGCGCGCCAACCCGGUGCGACAGAUGAUAUUGUGGUAAACCCAGUCAUCGAGGAGCCAGAGCCACAGAUGUCUCGUACCGCAGCCGUUGUCAUGCUUCUGAUGUCCACUGUCCUUGUGGCUGUCUGUGCCGAGUUCCUGGUCGAUGCCAUUCCCACCAUGAUUGCCAACGGGUCACCGGUCAGCGAGGCAUUCAUUGGUCUUAUCAUCCUGCCCAUUGUGGGUAACGCGGCUGAGCAUGUUACGGCCGUCAGCGUGGCCACGAAAAACAAGAUGGACCUUGCCAUUGGCGUUUCAGUGGGCAGCAGCAUUCAAAUUGCUAUCUUCGUCACUCCUUUGGUGGUAAUAAUUGGCUGGUGCAUGGAAAAGGAUAUGUCCCUGUACUUCACCCUCUUCGAGACGAUUUGCCUUUUCGUCACCGCAUUCGUGGUCAACUUCCUCGUUCUGGACGGCCGUAGCAACUACCUGGAAGGCGCGCUAUUGAUCGCCGCAUACGUGAUUAUCGCCCUGGCUGCCUUCUUCUACCCCAACACCAAUGAGUCCAGCAAGCUCGCCGGCUCGGAGCCCAAUUAG
Molecule: messenger RNA, 2193 nt
Organism: Penicillium lagena
Lineage: Eukaryota; Fungi; Ascomycota; Eurotiomycetes; Eurotiales; Aspergillaceae
Exons: 3
Coding region: 1-2193 (730 amino acids)
Biological process (GO): calcium ion transmembrane transport; intracellular calcium ion homeostasis
Cellular component (GO): fungal-type vacuole membrane
Molecular function (GO): calcium:proton antiporter activity
Source: RefSeq, a predicted model, not a curated record